AUGAGAUGGUUGUUUCUUGAGAGUGGACAUAGCAAAGACAUUGCAGAUGGCCUUGGUUCCGUCAUCAAAAGAUUGUUUGAUAAUGUGAUUAGAUUAAACCCCGAUGAAUCAUUUAAAGGUGCCAAGAAAUUAAUGAAUAAGAUAAUAAAUUCUACAAAUAUUCGCCUGUAUUUCUACAAGAAAGAAGAUAGUGAUGCUUUACGAGAACGAAUACCACCAUUAACAACAAUUAAAGGAACAUCUAUGUUCCACGAAAUUAUUGCCAAACCAAAUGGAGAAGUAUUUAUCAAGCAAAAAUCUGUUGAACCAGAAAUUUUAUUAAAAACAAAUUUCUAG
This is a messenger RNA of Adineta ricciae, 336 nucleotides long. NCBI's taxonomy places the organism in Eukaryota, Metazoa, Rotifera, Eurotatoria, Adinetida, Adinetidae. The record is from the annotation of a GenBank genome assembly.